Messenger RNA from Capsicum annuum, 429 nucleotides. RefSeq names its product glutathione S-transferase. The record is from RefSeq and is a predicted model, not a curated record. NCBI's taxonomy places the organism in Eukaryota, Viridiplantae, Streptophyta, Magnoliopsida, Solanales, Solanaceae. Gene Ontology annotation, molecular function: glutathione transferase activity; glutathione binding. Gene Ontology annotation, cellular component: cytoplasm.
CGAAUGAAGCUCAAACAAGAUGAGAACUUGAUCAGACAAAAUGAAGAGAAGCUCAAAAAAGUGCUUGAUGUGUAUGAAAAGAGGCUCGGAGAGAGUCAGUACUUGGCUGGAGAUGAAUUCACUUUGGCCGAUCUCUCUCACUUUCCAAACAUCCAAUACUUGGUGAAUGGGACAGACAGAGCAGAGCUCUUCACUUCAAGAGAGAACGUGGGAAGGUGGUGGGGUGAGAUAUCCCGAGAAUCAUGGAAGAAGGUAGUUGAAAUGCAGAACUCACCCUCUCCCUCCUAGGACUUGUUGAAAUCAUUUGUUUUGGUAGAUUGUAUUAAUGUGUCGUUUCUAAUGUUGUGACUUCUCUGUUGUCCAGUUAAGACCAUCUACAUCCACAUCUGUGGUUUGAAUAAAGUUUACUAGUUUAGACUUCCUACGGCA